Messenger RNA from Mauremys mutica (yellowpond turtle), 2840 nucleotides. It is a transcript of the gene ZAR1, whose product is annotated as zygote arrest 1. The transcript is spliced from 4 exons. Gene Ontology annotation, cellular component: cytoplasm. Bases 7 to 1104 code for a protein of 365 amino acids. NCBI's taxonomy places the organism in Eukaryota, Metazoa, Chordata, Testudines, Geoemydidae. The record is from RefSeq and is a predicted model, not a curated record. Gene Ontology annotation, biological process: translation. Gene Ontology annotation, molecular function: mRNA base-pairing post-transcriptional repressor activity.
GGCGUUAUGGCGGACGAGGCCAUGGAUAGUUACCUGUACUCAGCCUACACCCCCUACUCCUACCGCUACCAGCCGCCAAAGGGCAAAGGGCCCCCGGGCGCCUGGCGGCAGCGGGGCACCUACUUCUCGGGCUAUGGGGACACGGCGGCGGCGGCCGCGGCCGAGUACUUCGAUAACUACCAGCGGGCGCAGCUGAAGGCGAUCCUGUCCCAGGUGAACCCCAGCCUGACGCCGCGGCUCCGCAAAGCCAACACCAAGGAGGUGGGGGUGCAGGUGAACCCGCGGCAGGACGCCUCGGUGCAGUGCUCGCUGGGGCCCCGCACCCUGCUGCGGCGGCGGCCGGCCCCCGGGCUGCCCUCGCUGCGGCCCCGCGAGCAGGAGCAAGGCAGCCCCGCCACCACCACCGCCAGGCCCGUGCGCUUCCCGCGGACCAUCGCCGUCUACUCGCCCAUGGCGUCCCGCAGACUCACCACCUUCCUGGAGGAGCCCGAGGACGCGGGGCAGGAGGCGGCCGAGGAGGAGCCGGAGGAGGCGGCCGCCGAGGAAGAGGAGCCGCAGCAGCAGCGCACGGAGGCGGCCGCCGUGCGGGCCAGCUGGGAGCAGCCGCCCGGGAGCAGCGCGGAGCCGCAGGAGCCGCGGCCGCCCCAGCAGCAGGAGGCGGCAGAGGAGGAGGAGGAGGCAGCUGCCCCGCGGCAGGAAGGGCCGGUGGAGGCCCCCGAGCGCCAGGCCGGGCAGCCCCAGGCCGCAGCCUCUCAGGAGCCGGGGCAGGGCAAGACCCGCCUGCGCUUCCAGUUUCUGGAGCAGAAGUAUGGCUACUACCAUUGCAAGGACUGCAACAUCCGUUGGGAGAGCGCCUAUGUGUGGUGUGUGCAGGGCACCAACAAGGUCUACUUCAGGCAGUUCUGCCGGACAUGUCAGAAAUCCUACAACCCCUACCGCGUGGAGGACAUCACCUGCCAGAGCUGUAAGCAGACCAGAUGCACCUGCCCUGUGAAAGUGCGCCAUGUGGACCCCAAGAGACCCCAUCGUCAAGAUCUCUGUGGGAGAUGCAAAGGCAAACGUCUUUCCUGUGAUAGUACAUUUAGUUUCAAAUAUAUUAUUUGACUGGGAUACUUGUUUAAAGGAUCCUUGUGUAAAAUUGCAAUCAAAGCAGUUUUUCUUUUGAAAGAAUAUAUAAUAUGGUGGGGUGUAUAGCUGGGCAAACCUACAAAUAAAGGUAUGGCGAAGCACUGUUAUAACAGAUAAGGCAUGCGCAUGUCUACCUUCUUUGAGUAUAGAAGUUGCAACAUUUCCAAUUAGGAAUGGGGGAGAAGGCACUGUCCUGUCAUACAAGGAAGAGUAGUUCUGUGGCUGAUUUUAUUGUUAUGGUGACAUCUAGCCGUUUCUGCUUCUGGAAGAGGCAGACAUGCUUUCCUAGUGACCUCUCUAAGCUUCAGGGAGGCAUCUCUGAGGAGUGAUCUAGGUAGUGGAGUCUCAAAUAGAUUACUGAUGUAAACUACCUCUGUUGCUCUAUGUAGCAUCUAUCUCAUUUAACACAAGAAUGAAAAUCCAAUGGCAUCCUUCCACAAUACAGGCAAAUAUUAGUUUAACUAAAAUGUUCUACAGUCACUAACUAGUAUAGGAGUACAUAAACAUACACAACUUUCUUCCGAUCAAUCACUUUAACAUCUGAAAGUUAGCAAUUCCUCUCUAGGCAGAGGGCUAGUCAGAUCAUGAAACAAAAUGUCUUCAGCUCAAGCCUAGGAUUAUACAAGUAGCCAGUUUAGUUGUAGAAAUGGCUAUCACUAAUCUGAAUACUUCCAGGGGCUGUUGUAGCACUAUCUUUAAUGAAACCCCCUAACCUAAAAGGGGCAUGUACUCCAGGUGUGCAUGGCUGUAAAGGGGAGAGGUUAAAAUGAAACAGCUGUUGCUAAUGGACCAGUUAAACAUUUUCAGUGUCUGUUUUUUAAUGUUUAGCUCGAUUUGUAAUUGAUACAGAUCAGUGUGGCUAUCAAUAACUAUCAUGGCUGCAUUUCUCACUUAUGGAGCCUACUGUGAAAUAGCUUACUUCUGUUCUAGCUGUUUUAUUAGCUAAUCUGAUAGUGACUGUUAGUUUUCUCUACCUGUGUAUUUUUCAAACUGUGUAGACAAAAGCUUCUGUUACCAAGAGUCAGUAAUGUAUAACUUUUUUCUGUGAAACUCUCCUUUAAAGAUAACACAUUGCUAAUAACAGCCUACUUUUUUACUUGAUACACCAACAUUUAUUUAUCAACAGCAACAUUAUUACCAUAAGGAAGGGUGGUAUUAUGUAGCAAUUUCAGAAGGAAGUUGCUAUAAGAGGAAACUGUUGCAUAAUUUUAAACAAAUUUUCCUUACUGACCCACAGCCACUAUCCUAAGAUGGAAAACACAAGAUAGGGCUGCCUGUAACUUCUGGAGGUGCCUUUAAACUCUGCCUGUACCUACCACAUAUCCACAGUGCUUGGCUUCUGCCUGCUUGCAUGUGAUCCUCCCCUUCUCUAACUGUGAAGAAAGUCCUUAAGGUAUGAGAGGAUUUGUGGCCUUUUUGCCAGAAUGGCACAGACAUGAACUGGAACCACAGUAGGAGUAAGUAGAACCAGGGAACUGCGUCUCCUAACCCCACAAUAGCACAGUACUGGCCUGAAACCGUUGCUGCUGUAAGCGAUGUUGACCUUCUGUAGGAACCAGCAUUGAUUGAGAGAGGUAUUCAUUUAUUAGUAGUAAACACCAAUUUCAUAGCAAAUGUUGCAUCCUACUUAAGACUACUCUCCAUAUUUACCUCUAAUUAGUUUGUAUGGAAUGUAGUUUAUAAGCAACUGGAUGACAACUAUAGUAAGUUUC